Molecule: messenger RNA, 1869 nt
Organism: Giardia duodenalis
Lineage: Eukaryota; Fornicata; Diplomonadida; Hexamitidae
Exons: 1
Coding region: 1-1869 (622 amino acids)
Source: RefSeq, a predicted model, not a curated record
AUGGGAGGUGACGAGGUCCAUGAGUCCGAGGAGAGCCCGCACGGAAUCAAUAGCUCGUCUACGGUACGUCUAAAAACGAUGAAAAACGCCUCUUAUACAUGGAAAGACGUCUUAGGACCGCUAAGUAGAAUCUGUCGCGAUGCUACCCUUAUUAAGCUCUGUUUGCUCCCAAAAAUGCGAUUUGUGGCUGCAGCAUGCAGAGACCCCAUCUUAAAAAUGUCCUUCCUUGCCCCGUUGGAGCGCUCAAAUCAUUCGCUCCAUACAAUCUUAUCUCCUCAUAAUUCAAGUUUUUAUUCACGUAUGUAUCACGGGGCCGACUAUCUUGGCGAUGCAUACUUAUGCCCCACAGACAGCAAACGGACAAAGAAGCACGGGCAUGCCAUUUUCUACUGCACAACCCAAGCUCCCCGGAUACCAGUAGUAGCUGCUCGAAUUUACCCCAAGUUAAGUCAGAAUCUUAUAAUCACCGUCUCCGGUAUUCCACGCGAGCUUAUGUUUCCAGACUCCUAUGCGAUGUACAGGUUUUCUCGUCCACUACUUCGGAUGGCUAUCUGCACUCUGAGCCCUAAGGGGCAUAUACGUGUAAAAGGAAAUGUGUAUACCCAUCCCUUGUUUGGAAAGCACUUAGAUUUGUAUGACAUCCAAGACCCCUUAAUCCCCGGAACUGCUAUGUUCGAGUCGGACAAUCAUGAAAUCUAUAUUAGAGCCGAUAUGCUUGCGCAUCAGCGGCUGUUUUUGCUGAUAGAAUUUACCUUUUUGGCAGAUCUCAAUAAGGAAGGGGAGUCUAAUAUACCUCUCAUUGAAGUAUCAAGAGGUGUGUCUUUUCUGCGACUUAGUCCCAUGGAAGACUUUUCCCAAUCAUUUAUGGAGGGUGUUCAGCAGUCUAUGAUGUCUUUACCAAAGCUGUUAGAUAAACAUGAAGCAAAGAUGCAGAGAAGGCGGGCAGACGAUGACUUUAUGCGUAUUUAUGACCUCGUGGACAUUUUGAAUUUGGUAGGGUGCACAAAAAAUGAUUCAAAGUUAGUAAAGCUCCUUCAAUCUGCUUCUAAAAAUGUAAGCAAUCCUAAUAAACAAAAGCAAAAUCUGCAACAAUACUCCCCCGUGGAUCAAACAUCUAUAGAGCUGCCCAUAUUUGAAUUCUCAGUCUCGGAUCCUCUUACAACUCUCGUUGACGGAACAAGCUUCAAACGUUGGAAGUCCAAGCCGAGCAGGUCCUGCUCACUUGUGUUGAAAAUAAAACCUAUACACAUUCGUGAUGUAGGACCACUGAGUAGACUUCCAGGGACAAUGAUUGUUCCACCGCGAUGUCUAUUCUUACUAGAUCAUAUUACGGCAGCAUAUGCUUCCAUGCUUGUAGGUCCACAAUCACAUCUCCAGCAAGCUAAUCCUCAGUUGGGUCGACUCUGCGUAAGACCAGUUGUAGACGAUGGUGACACUAGCGGCCUUGCCGCAAUGCUAAGAUCUUCAUCUGGCUCUGCUUUGCAAUUUCCCGCUGAGAUUGCAACCCUUACUGCCAUAGUGAAAAGUUUUGGCCGACAGAGAGCGGUCAUACAAAACGAAUAUCCCGUGGCACUCUCAGGAAGCGCUCUCCUGUACUUUUUUGCCGCUAUAUUUGAAGAACGUGUGAACGAGGUGCCCCGGGAUCUCAGGUACUACAUGAACCAAAGCGUUUUGCUACCAGUGUCCUUAAAUAUUACUGAUAACAUAUUUCUGGGGACAUUCAUACGAUGUUUAAGAUACUUUCAACAUUCAAUACUAAGGGAGAUGGCAGCAAUGAAUUUGAGGAACGAGUGGAGGGGAGAUGAGACGACAUGGGAUAAGGAAUAUGAUCAGAUAGUCAGGCUCCUUUCAAAAGGCCAGUCUUACUGA